Mytilus trossulus (common blue mussel) is the source of this 3197-nucleotide messenger RNA. RefSeq names its product inter-alpha-trypsin inhibitor heavy chain H3-like. The transcript is spliced from 16 exons. The record is from RefSeq and is a predicted model, not a curated record. NCBI's taxonomy places the organism in Eukaryota, Metazoa, Mollusca, Bivalvia, Mytilida, Mytilidae. The coding region runs from base 165 to 3083 and encodes 972 amino acids.
AAUUCAGGGGAUUUUUGUUUUACAAGUUAUGCUAAUCAGAUGUAUUAAAUCCGGGAAAGUUAUAUAUUUUUUCACCUUUUCAACUUUCGUAAACACAAUGUUGUUAUAAAAGGAAAAUCAACCAAAACUGUUUAAAUAAGUUAAUAAAGCACAGAAGUAUCAACAUGUUUGUUACAAAAGUUUCAAAAGUAUAUCUUAACUUAUUGUGCUUGCUGUUAAUGCAAGUUGAGGAACAGGUACUUUCACAGACUUUAAAACCAGAGAUAAAGUCGAUGCAUAUUUCAUCAGAUAUCUACUUCAGAUUUGCAACAACUGUAGUGGAGACUAAAAUUCUCAACGUAAAUCAAAACGCAUCAGAGAUAAUGUUUGAUAUGACUCUACCAGAUUCAGCUUUUAUAACAGGCUUUACAAUGGAAAUAGGAGAAAAACGAUAUGCUGGUAACGUGAAAGAAAAGGAGAAAGCAAAGAAACAGUUCGAAAAAGCAAAAAGUCGCGGUGAAAGUGCAGGCCAUAUUGCUGCUUCCCCACGAACUUCAAACAAGUUUAACAUACUUGUUAAUGUGGAGAGGAAUGCAUCGGUUGUGUUCAAAUUGAAAUAUCAAGAAUUGUUGAAACGAACCCUUGGAUCAUAUCAUCACGUGAUUUAUGUAGAUCCUGGUCAAACAGUUGAAGACUUUGAAAUAAAAGUGUUUAUAAGUGAAUCCAGAGAAAUAAUAGAUCUAUCAAUACCACCACUUGAUGGCAAAACAAAAGUUGAAAAUGUUAAAUUUGUUAAUAUUAAACAUGUUUCACCAAAGAGAAUUGACAUAAGAUACGCUCCAAGUGUUCAGAAUCAGAAAGCAAUGUCAAAACAAGGUAUAUCUGGACAGUUUAAAGUGAAGUAUGAUGUAACUAGGAAUAAAGAUGCUGGAGAUUUAUUGGUAGUGAAUGGAUAUUUCGUUCAUAUGUUUGCCCCAAAAGACAUUAAACCGCUACCUAAAGAUGUGAUGUUUGUGUUAGACAAAAGUGGGAGUAUGCAAGGAAGAAAAAUGAACCAACUGAAAGAGGCAAUGAAGCUUAUCAUGCAGGAUAUGAAACCAGAAGACAAACUAAAUAUUUUGUUUUUUGACAGCAAGUUUGCUUGGUUAAGCAAAACCGAAAUGUUAGAAGGGACAAAAGUUAAUUUUGAUAAAGCAAACAGAUUUAUAGACCCCGUUAUUGCUAGGGGAGGAACAAAUAUCAACACAGCAGUAACAGAAGGGAUAAAACUUUUAACGAAGCACUUAGAUACUAACAAAUCAUCUAUAGUAAUGUUUCUAACAGAUGGACGUGCAACUUCAGGAGAAACUUUUCAAAGUACUAUUUUAAAAAAUGUAAAAACUGAAAAUGAAGCCAGACUACCUAUCUUUAGCUUGGGUUUCGGAAACAAUUUGGAUUUUAACUUUCUUAAACAGAUGUCUGCACAGAAUAAUGGAUUUGCGCGACGAAUAUAUGAAGAUUCGGAUGCCUCUUUGCAAAUAAAGGGAUUAUAUUCUGAAAUUUCAUCCACUCUUUUAAAAAAUGUAUCCUUUAAUUAUGUUGGUGACAUUGACAUGAACACACUCACAAAGACCCGUUAUCCAUCGUACUUUGGAGGUUCGGAGUUGAUAGUUGCUGGAAAAAUAAAAUCUAACAGUUCUAACAUAGUACCCCGUGUCAAUGGUUGGAAUAAUGGAUACAUAGAUCUGGUUUGGAAACCAAGACCAGUUCCAGACCUGAAAGCAAUUACCACUGAUACUGAUUUAUCAAAAAUAACAGAGAAAAUGUGGGCAUAUCUAACAAUUAAACAGUACCUAAAAGACAUCGAGGAUGAUAUAUCGACCGCUAUGAAGGACGAAAUUAAAGCUAAGAUCAUAUCUUUGGCAACAGAAUACCAGUUUGUUACACCCUUUACAUCUAUGGUAGUAACUGCACCUGAGCUCCGACAACCAAGACAACCAAGACCGUUCAGCAGCCAAAUCUCUCAACGUCCUGCAAGUGGUCCACCUAUUUUUCGAAAUUUUCAACAACGUAUAGGAAUCGCUUCGAAUUCUGUACCACAGUUUCAACCAAGUAGUCGACAUUUUGGAGGUGCAGUUGGCGGUGGCAUUGGCGGAGGAGGAAGAAGUUUAAGCUCAAAACGUUUUAUGAGACCAGUCUUUAAAAGUCGUGUUAAUGGCAUUAGCAGAGGCGGAGGAGGCGGUAUCGCAAAGAAUCCAAUGAGUGCAGCUACGACAAUAGACCUAGCGACAGAUACCACCCUUGACUUUUCCACUGUCUCUAAAGGGACUGUCUUAAUUCCAGCAACAAAACCAACAACAGAUUCCACCCUUGACGUUUCAACUAUCUUUAAAGGAACUGUCUUAAUUCCAGCUAAGACACUUAGACCAACGACAGAUACCUCCCUUGACGUUUCCACUAUCUCUAAAGGAUCUGUCUUAAUUCCAGAUCAACGAUCUCCUAAUUUCUUUUUACACCUGAAAGGAUCAACAGAACCUCUCUGUAUGAACCUAAGUCCAAAUGACACAGGAAGAUACCAGCUCUUAUACAGUCCAAGAAAGCCACAAAAAGCACUUCAUAUAAUCUUUGAAAAGGCAACAAAUCAAUUGAGGAAAAUAGAAAAUAUAAAAGCUGUGGAAUUUCGGGAAGGAACAGAACAACAAUAUUUGGACUUUACGAUUAUAAAAGUAUCGAAUGCCACUUCGAAUGUCACAAAACUAUGGAAUGACAUCAAGAACAAAACAACGACCGAUUUUCCGUCCUACAAUUUAACAGUUGCAGUAUCCCCUUCUAAAGACCCGUUACUAGGUUUACAGCUGCAUCUUUACAUACGACAAAGUAACAACGUUAAUGCUACGGGACCAUUACGUUGGUUUGUUGGAAUGGAAAUUGAAAGCUUUGGGUUAGAGUUGAAUGUGAAGCCGAAUGAAGGAAAACAGUUCACCGUCAAAAACUUUAAGUUAUUGAAGUCUACGUCUGUAUCUUCAUAUCUAACAGACUCGUGCUGGUACAUAAUCAACCCAGAAAAGGAAAUUCCACAUUGGAAAAGCUUAUUUCAACAAAAAGAUGUCAAUACAUGGUUAUAAUUUAUACGAAAUCCAUAUGAAACUUUAAAAUAUAUCAAUUACAAUGCAUAUCUCAUAUAUCAUGUAAAUAAUACUUCUAUAAAUAUAACGUUUGUUGAUAUAAGUCAUUUCAUU